This is a messenger RNA of Sceloporus undulatus (fence lizard), 579 nucleotides long. RefSeq names its product general transcription factor IIH subunit 4-like. The record is from RefSeq and is a predicted model, not a curated record. Gene Ontology annotation, cellular component: transcription factor TFIIH holo complex; transcription factor TFIIH core complex. Gene Ontology annotation, biological process: nucleotide-excision repair. The transcript is spliced from 6 exons. Bases 127 to 579 code for a protein of 150 amino acids. Lineage: Eukaryota; Metazoa; Chordata; Lepidosauria; Squamata; Phrynosomatidae. Gene Ontology annotation, molecular function: ATPase activator activity; double-stranded DNA binding.
UGAUGAUGAAGGGCAUGAUGGGAAAUGAGGCGGCCCCGAGGGAGGACUGCAAAGCUGGAGUCUCGUGUUUGGGCUGACAUUGCCACAGUGGAGGAGAUGUCCUAGCAAAAAGCAGAAGUUUUUAGUAUGGAGUCAGUGUUGAAACUUCAGAAAGUACACUUGAAAUGCAAGAAUCUUCAUGAAUUCCUGCGGGGCCUCAGCCCAGGGGUCCUAGAUCGUCUCUACAAUCAUCCUGCUACUUGUCUAGCAGUCUUCCGAGAGCUGCCAGGCUUGGCCAAGAACUAUGUUAUGCGAAUGCUGUUUCUUGAACAACCUCUCCCUCAAGCAGCUGUGGCAUCAUGGGUAAAGAAGAAAUACACUAAGGAACAGGAGGAGAGCUCAGAUAUCUUGCUGGGGCUGCGGUUGUGGCACAAGCAGUUGCUUCCAGGGGGUCUCCAAGGAAUUGUCUUGAACCCUAUCUUCAAGGAGAACUUGCGUAUUGCCCUGCUGGGAGGAUUCUCCUCCAGUCAACCCAAAUGCCCGUCCACCUCACAGUACAACAACAACCCUGAGAUGAUUGUAAGCCUGAGGGCCUUGUAA